AUGUUUCGUGCAGCUUUAGACCGCUUUGGGAUAUGCACCGCUAUCUUCACGCUGGUUGAAGAUCUUAUUUCGUUGCAGGGCAAAUGGCCUCAGUGGAUACGGCCUCUCAAGACACGGUGGUUCUCUAGACUUCUCAGACCCUUGAUGAAUUUGCCAGACCCAGCAUAUUUCAACCGCGUCGAUGGUUUAGUGGUAAAAUUCUCCGUUGCCAUCCAGCAGCGUCGGGGAGCCGGGGGUUCGAUUCCCCCUCGACGCAUGUCUUUUUGGAUUUUGAGCGGCCGACCCCCACCAUUAUCUAUCUUUUGUCUUGUCAAGGAACAGCUCAUCACGCAGCUUCGUGCAGAUUUUGGCCCUUUCUUUUGUCGAAUCUUCAAGUAA
This is a messenger RNA of Colletotrichum lupini, 378 nucleotides long. RefSeq lists its product as uncharacterized. The transcript has 3 exons. The coding region runs from base 1 to 378 and encodes 125 amino acids. The record is from RefSeq and is a predicted model, not a curated record. Lineage: Eukaryota; Fungi; Ascomycota; Sordariomycetes; Glomerellales; Glomerellaceae.